CUGGGUUAAAGCGGCAGGGGGAGGUGCCCGGAAGAGUCCCGUUUCCUCGUCGUCUUCCGUGUGGACUUUCGGGCUUGAGUUUGGGACGGGGCGCGGCGGCGGCGGAGGAGGCAGGAGCAGCAGCAGCCAGGCACGGGGCUCAAGCGAGGCGGCCGCACCUAACCGACCGCUGCGAGAGACAAAGCGCGGGCCUGUUGGACGGGGUGAGGGGGUGUUUGGAAAGCCAGCGCGAAUCGCCGUCGUCACAGCGGAGGGGGAAGGAAAAAAAAAAAAAAACAGCCGCCGCAGAAAUGACUACCAUUAAUACAGGAAAUGUUAAUUUCAAAUGGGAUCCAAAAAGCUUGGAAAUAAGGACAUUGGCAGUUGAAAGAUUGCUUGAACCUCUUGUUACCCAGGUCACAACAUUGGUCAAUACUAGCAACAAAGGUCCUUCCAACAAAAAAAGAGGCCGAUCUAAAAAGGCGCAUGUUUUAGCUGCAUCAGUUGAGCAAGCAACAGAAAACUUUUUGGAAAAGGGGGACAAAAUUGCAAAGGAGAGCCAGUUUCUUAAAGAAGAACUGGUAGCAGCUGUGGAAGAUGUUCGCAAACAAGGAGACUUGAUGAAGAGUGCUUCUGGAGAAUUUGCUGAUGACCCCUGUUCUUCUGUGAAACGAGGGAAUAUGGUGAGAGCAGCUCGGGCCCUCUUGUCAGCAGUUACCCGGCUGCUCAUUUUGGCUGAUAUGGCAGAUGUCUACAGACUACUUGUACAACUUAAAGUUGUGGAAGAAGGCAUUCUAAAACUAAGAAAUGCUGGAACUGAACAAGAUUUAGGAAUACAAUAUAAAGCUCUUAAACCAGAAGUGGAUAAGCUAAAUAUAAUGGCAGGCAAGAGACAACAGGAACUGAAAGACAUUGGUCAUCGUGACCAGAUGGCUGCAGCCAGAGGAAUUCUUCAGAAAAACAUCCCUAUUCUUUAUACCGCUUCUCAAGCUUGCCUCCAGCAUCCAGAUGUAGCUGCCUAUAAAGCCAAUAGGGACUUGAUCUACAAGCAGUUGCAGCAGGCAGUCACAGGAAUCUCUAAUGCUGCCCAAGCGACAGCUUCUGAAGAUUCUGUCCAACAUCAGAGUGGUGGUGGAGAGUUGGCUUAUGCACUUAAUAACUUUGAUAAACAAAUUAUUGUAGAUCCCUUGAACUUCAGUGAAGAGCGUUUUAGGCCAUCCUUAGAAGAGCGCUUGGAGAGCAUCAUUAGUGGUGCAGCCCUAAUGGCUGACUCAUCCUGCACACGUGAUGACCGACGGGAACGCAUAGUGGCCGAGUGUAAUGCAGUGCGACAAGCCUUACAAGAUCUGCUUUCAGAAUACAUGGGAAAUGCUGGGCGCAAAGAAAGAAGUGAUGCCCUCAACUUGGCAAUAGACAAAAUGACAAAAAAGACAAGAGAUUUGCGUAGACAGCUCCGUAAAGCAGUUAUGGACCAUGUUUCAGAUUCUUUUCUGGAAACAAAUGUACCACUCCUUGUUUUGAUUGAAGCUGCUAAAAAUGGGAAUGAGAAAGAAGUUAAGGAAUAUGCACAGGUUUUCCGUGAACAUGCCAACAAGCUGAUUGAGGUUGCCAACUUGGCCUGUUCUAUCUCGAAUAAUGAAGAAGGUGUGAAAUUAGUUCAUAUGUCAGCAAGCCAGCUUGAAGCACUGUGUCCUCAGGUAAUUAAUGCAGCAUUGGCUUUGGCUGCCAAGCCACAAAGUAAACUGGCUCAAGAAAACAUGGAGAUGUUUAAAGAACAGUGGGAAAAGCAAGUGCGUGUGUUAACAGAUGCUGUGGAUGACAUCACUUCCAUUGAUGAUUUUUUGGCAGUAUCAGAAAACCAUAUUCUAGAAGAUGUAAAUAAAUGUGUCAUUGCUCUUCAAGAAAAAGAUGUUGAUGGUUUAGAUCGCACUGCUGGUGCAAUCCGUGGUCGUGCAGCAAGAGUAAUUCAUGUUGUCACUUCUGAAAUGGAUAAUUAUGAACCCGGAGUAUAUACAGAAAAGGUUUUGGAUGCAACAAAACUGCUGUCAAACACAGUUAUGCCACGUUUUACUGAACAAGUAGAAGCUGCGGUAGAAGCAUUAAGUUCUGACCCUGCUCAACCAAUGGAUGAAAAUGAAUUUAUUGAUGCUUCACGACUAGUAUAUGAUGGAAUCCGUGACAUCCGAAAAGCAGUACUGAUGAUCAGAGUGAGUGAACUUCAGUACCUGACUCAGGGGACGGAGGCCGUCAAUGCCCUGCGUUACAAAUAUUCUAUUCUCUUUUGCAGAGGUAAAGGACCUCUAAAAAACACAUCGGAUGUAAUCAGUGCAGCAAAGAAAAUUGCAGAAGCCGGGUCAAGAAUGGAUAAACUAGGACGGACAAUUGCUGAUCAUUGCCCAGAUUCUGCUUGCAAACAAGACCUUCUAGCCUAUCUGCAGCGUAUUGCUUUAUACUGUCACCAGCUGAACAUUUGUAGCAAAGUGAAGGCAGAAGUUCAGAAUCUUGGAGGAGAACUUGUGGUGUCUGGGGUGGAUAGUGCCAUGUCCCUGAUCCAGGCUGCCAAGAACCUGAUGAAUGCUGUGGUACAAACUGUGAAGGCCUCCUACGUGGCCUCCACUAAAUACCAGAAGUCUCAGGGGAUGGCUUCUCUGAACCUUCCUGCUGUGUCUUGGAAAAUGAAAGCUCCUGAGAAGAAGCCCCUAGUCAAGCGAGAGAAACAAGAUGAAACCCAGACCAAAAUCAAGCGAGCUUCCCAGAAGAAACACGUUAACCCAGUGCAAGCGCUCAGUGAAUUCAAAGCCAUGGAUAGCAUUUAAUUUGUCAUUUCAGUUUUCCUUCCUUCCUUCCUUCCUUCCUUUCCGAAUUUCUGCCUUCUGGAUUAUGUUAAAAGUUUAUUUACUUAAUAUUAUGAUAAAAUCAUUUAGACUAAAAAGAAAUAAACAGAGUUAGGGAGCAUGACAGUUCAACUUUCAAUUUGCACGCACGAUAAUGUUAGUAUGAAAAUGCUGUCUAGAAAUGCUUCUGUGAUAUUUCUAGCUCCUGUUUUGCAUAAAAUAAGGCCUGCUUUAAAUCUGUUUUAUAACCAAAGAUAAAUUCACAGUAACAAUCAUCCUUCGCAUAGCUGGAUCAUGUCAUUCUGAGGAGAAAAUUGAGCCCUCUCAGUAUGAACGGGAAUCAAACAUGUGUUUGUUUCUUUUCUAAAAAGUAUAUAUAUGCUGGGUGGAUAAAGAUAAACUUUGCUAUGCUUAAUAAUUGGGAAAGUGGAAGCGCUAAUUGCUACUUAGAACACUAAGACAAUAGAAAAUGAAUUUGAAAAAGUAAUAUACUGUAGCAUUCUUUCUAAUUGAAGUAGGUAUUGACUUUUUUCCAGCCUGAACACAUUGAUGCAUUUAUUCUAAGUAACUCUUGAGGGGAACACACAUUAGGGGUAUAGAUAAUACUGAGGGACAAGUUGUAGCUAAAUCAGCAUUUCUAAGGUAGUUUUCCUUGACUCUUGGGAACUGAAGAAGUCAUUAUAAAAGGAACUUGAUGCGCAUUGUGCAGUGUAUUAGAACACACAAAUUUUUACUUAUUUUUGGGAUGUGACAAUGCUUGGUUACAGGUUACUGAUCUUUUUUGCCACAAGACUAAUAAAAAAUUCUUGUUACCAGUAGGUGCUGCAAAAGUUGCCUGUUUUCCUUCGGCAUUCAAAUGCAAGUGCAUCACUGUGUUAUUGUAAUAAUUGCUAGUCAUUUUCCUUAAAGCUUAAAAAGAAAUGUAGCAAAUUAUGUUUAUUCAGGCUGCACCCUAGGUAUGAAUUGUCAUAAUGGGAGCUCCAUGGCAUAAUUCUUCUGUUUUAAAAUUUUUAUGGAUUUCUGUUUUUAUAUCUUUUCCAAUAAAGUAUAAAAACCAGU
Messenger RNA from Notechis scutatus (mainland tiger snake), 3872 nucleotides. Lineage: Eukaryota; Metazoa; Chordata; Lepidosauria; Squamata; Elapidae. The record is from RefSeq and is a predicted model, not a curated record.